AUCAUUUCUUAAGUGUGAUGAUGCUGUCCGAAGUUUUAAACCAAGCAUAAGGGACUAUUUGGCUUCUCCGCCUUAGCGGAAGCCCGAGCCAUCUCCGGCCUUUCUUUUUUUUUUUUCGAGUCCUUCCUGAAUACCUAGUAGGUUCCUUUGCGCACAGCAACAAAGACAGCAUCCACAACAAUCAACUUCUAGGUCGUCAACCAUGUCUUCGAGUAAGAUCGACAAGAAACGCAAGCGUGCUUCAGACCGCCAUGAUCGACCAAGCAAAAAGCCAGCGUUGGAACUGCAAGAUCUGCCUCCACUUUCGACGAGCGUCGUCCAGGAUAAUAGCGAGUUGGCUCCUGUAAUUGUCACUACACCUGGCCUCAACCAACCGCGAGAUCUCCGUCUAAAGCCAUAUAUUAAAGCACGGGAGUAUUCCUCUUUUGGUCGGUCCGCGAAUGCGAACUCUGCCCGCAACAAGGGGAUCGCGGCGUCGGAAAUCCUGCUUCAGUCGUCCGAGCAUCCCAAGUUGGACUUUGUCGGCCGCGAGGCUGAGGAUGAGGUUGAUUCUCAGCUGGAGCAUUACGUUGCUGUGGUUGAUCCGGAGAAGAAGACGUGGGAACUCAUCGCGGUGAGAAAGGUUACUCUUCGAGGGAGUGUAAGAAAUUUGAAGCCUGCUGAGGACGAGGAGGAAUCGGAAGAUGAGGAUGAAGAAGCGAAAACCAUCCGCUCUCAACGCACCGAACUUACCAACACCUUUGGUACCAAACAAUCCCGUAAAGCAGCACAGUCCAUCGCAGAGAAUGCGCAGCUUUCAAAUGCUCCUGCAGGUGUCGCAAAUGCCGCGGAAUCAGCCAUUCUCUCGUCCAUGCCUACGGAGCCAAACUCCGACAUGGCAUCCAAGGCUGCCAGCCUACAGGCGCAAGUCCAAGCUACCAAGCCUCUCCCACCGGCCAACCUAUCCGCGACGCACCCAUCAGAUGUCUACCCUGUUGAGACUCUUGUUCCGAAUGGCCUGUCGACUCUCCGCCAGCUCCCCGGCGUCCAAGAAUGGCAAGACACAGUUAUGUCCGGACAAGCCGUCACCACGACAUCCCGCUAUGUGGCCCGUCGCAUCGAAGCCGUCGUGAAAUCAGGAAACACCACACACGUCCAAAUCCUGCGUUUCAUUCUUCUCCUGCUGGAACUCACCCGCUCUCUCCGAUCUGGCGGCCGAGACCCCAAGUCCAGCGGGGGACCGGGCAGCAAACGUCUCCCACCACGGGAAGAGCUCCGCCGCAUCCUCUCCUCCACCGGCUCUUCUUCCUUCUCCAAAAACCGCAAUGCCGAUACCUCGUCUUCUUCGUCAUUGGUACCAGACUCCAUCAUCGAUUCCAUCCGCCGGAAAUUCGUCCCUCACGGUUCCCAUCUCACCAAGAACGACAUCACGCUCCUCCACACAACCAUCUGCGCUUUAUCCCUGCACAUUCCCCCGCAACCAAACGCGGACGGUGGCGGUGGGAAUUCACCGAACGAACUUGCCACGGACCCCUCGGAUCUCCGCGACGACCUCAGACUCGACAAUGCGACUACCCUGCAGUAUUUCCGCGAACUGGGCUGUCGGGUCGACAAGCCUCGUGAAAGCGAGUUUGCCAAAUGGGGCGUGAAGGGAGGCAAGGCUGAAGCUGCUUCUAGACGGAUUGUGAGAUUGAAGCUUCCUGUGGAAUUUCCUAAAGUUAGUCGUGGGGGAAGGAGGUAGUUUUUUUAUCCCCUCUUUGUUUCUCAAAAAGUGUUGUUUGGGUUGCUGCUAUUUCAAAUGCUCCUUUUUUGAUAGCGUUUAUGCGUCUACACGACAUAUUACACAUGGUUUAUUUUGAUAUUGAUUGUGCUGCUAUGCAUAUACUUGCAUAGUGUAGUGUAGUAUAGUGUAAUUUGAUUUGAUUUGAAUUUGAGAUUGAACUGAUGAGAAAGA
Monascus purpureus is the source of this 1933-nucleotide messenger RNA. The record is from the annotation of a GenBank genome assembly. Lineage: Eukaryota; Fungi; Ascomycota; Eurotiomycetes; Eurotiales; Aspergillaceae.